AAAAGAAACGAGCCCGUUGCAUUCCGGGAAAAGGAAGACUGGAGGCUUUCGCCAUAUUGUUUGAUUCCGCAGAUUCACUGGAGCAGAAAACAACAAACACUCUCAUGUAAACAGGCUAAUAUUGAACAGUUAUACAGGUGACCGUAAUAUAAUUUCGCAUCCGGUCGUUGCAGAUCUUGCUGCAUUCAUAAGACCCCGAAUAGCGGUGUCAGUCUGAUUUAUUCGUGCAAAAUAUGGGUCGCUCUCGGAGCCGCAGCUCGUCCCGAUCCAAACACUCUAAACACAGCCGCAAACGGAGCCGCUCCAGAUCCAAAUCCAAAUCCAGCAAGAAAAGGAGCAGGUCAAAGGAACCGAAGAGGAGCAGAAGGUCCCGCUCGAGGUCAGGCAGCAAGAGGGACAGAGGUGGCUCACCCCCCAGCCGAACGGACGUGUUCGGCCGGACACUGAGCAAGAGAAACGCCGAAGAGAAACAGAAGAGAGAAGAGGAGGAGAGGAGAGCAGAGAUAGAGAGACAAAUGAAGAUCCGUCAGCUGGAGAUCGAGGAGCGUCUGAUUGAGGAGGAAACGGCGAGGCGCGUUGAGGAGCUUGUGGCACGGCGUGUAGAGGAGGAGCUUGAGAAGCGGCGUGAUGAGAUCGAACAUGAGGUCUUGCGGCGGGUGGAAGAGGCGAAGCGCAUCAUGGAGGCACAGCUUUUGCAGGAGCUAGAGAGGCAGAGGCAGGCCGAACUGAACUCCCAGAAAGCCAGAGAGGAGGAAGAAAAAUCCAAACGAGAGGAGCUGGAGAGAAUUUUGGAAGAAAACAACCGAAAGAUUGCUGAUGCACAGGCUAAGCUGGCUGAGGAUCAGCUACGUAUUGUGGAAGAACAGAGGAAGAUCCACGAGGAACGCAUGAAGCUAGAGCAGGAGAGGCAGAAACAACAGAAGGAGGAACAGAGGAUGAUAUUGGGGAAGGGCAAGUCCCGACCUCGCCUCUCCUUCACUCUCAAAGCUACAGAGUGAUUUCUCUCCUCUCCUCUCCUCUCUGAAUGUGUGCUUCAUGUUGAAGUGAAUCGAAGUCUCAAACAGAGGUCUGCGCACAUAAAUUACUCUUUGUAAACCCAGGAAAAACUCACGCUUCAAAACCGGACUUGCAGGCACCACCACAGACUUGCAGAUCAGCUGCCAUCUGCUUAUUUUCAGUGUGUUGUAUUGAUAUUUGACACUGUUAUGCUGGAUGCACCUUCAGAAACACGGGCCAUUUAUUAUUUUUAAUUUUUAAUGGCAAGCUAAUAAGAAUGAAUAAGUGUAAAUAUUUGUUUAUAUGAGUGUGCUUGGCUGGUUGGUCAAUAUAUAUCAGUGGUUUGGGAGCUCUGUUGGUACAAGCUCAGUUUAACUGCGGUUCUUACAUUCAAAGCAUUGGGGGAGCGGGUGUACACAAAAAUGGUUUGAAAAAUGUAAAUUGGCAAAAUUUGUUUUGUGCUUAUUAGUGAUUGUAUGUGUGAGAGCAUUUAGAUUUUUCUUUUUCAGAUUCCAGACUAAACAUCUCAAAACUGCUGCUUAACACAUUGUUCCCAUAAUCACCUGAUAUGAGUUGCAUUUAUAGCAUUGUAACCUAGAGAACAUUUGCCCUUUUUGAUACACCUUACUUAAAUCGCUCAUUUUUUAAAUGUCGAACAUAUGUGAGACCAGAACUUAAUUGGCAUUCACAAUACAAACAUUUUGUUGGAAAAAAAAAAAAGGUUACAAUGUUGCAAAGUCUUGUAAUGUGUCUAGUGUUCAGUUGGAACCUUAAGGAAAUCGGGAAUCACAGGUAAGACUAGUUAGGGUGUGUAUGCGAGCGAGUUUGUGUGUGUGUGUGUGUGUGUGUGUGUGUGUGUGUGUGUGUGUGUGUGUGUGUGUGUGUGUGUGCUAGAGGGUGUUCUUGUCUUGCUGGAAAUUAGCCCUUUCCUUGUGAACUGGGACAUUUAGUGUAAUGACCAAUAAAUUCCAUCAACACAA
Messenger RNA from Carassius gibelio (silver crucian carp), 1976 nucleotides. RefSeq names its product arginine and glutamate-rich protein 1-A-like. Gene Ontology annotation, molecular function: cadherin binding. Bases 234 to 998 code for a protein of 254 amino acids. NCBI's taxonomy places the organism in Eukaryota, Metazoa, Chordata, Actinopteri, Cypriniformes, Cyprinidae. The record is from RefSeq and is a predicted model, not a curated record. The transcript is spliced from 4 exons. Gene Ontology annotation, cellular component: nucleoplasm; mitochondrion.